AUGAACCCCCUCAGCCGCCGUCCCCCGGCUGUCAUGCUGCUGCUGCUGCUGGCUGUCUGCGUUGCGAGCCCGCAGCUCGCGGCGGCCCAGCGCGGCCCUGGGCGCGUUUUUGGCGGGUCUCGCCCGCUCGCCAGCGGGCCGGGCGCGGCCGCGCUGCAGCGCUGGCUGUCUCAGCUGUUCUCCGCCCCCGUGAAGGCGCCGGCCGUGCGCACCACCACCCUGCCCGACGGCCGCGAGGCCGCCACAGUCGAUUUUGUUGCGCUGCCCGUCAAGGCCACAAUCAAGCCCGACGGCCAAGUGCGUUUUGAAGACCCGGACGCGCAGCUGAAGCGCAACGCCACUGCGGACCCCCAGGACGACACCGCCGACCUCACCCGGGCGGACCCCGUGACAGAGGCCGUCCAGGCUAUUGGCGGCUUGCUCGGCGGCGCGGCCCCCGACGUGAUCCAGGGCCUCGUGGGCGCGGUCAGCGGCGCAGUCAACGGCGCGAUCCAGGGCGCCGCCGGCGCGGCCGGCGGCGCGGUCCAGGGCGCCGCGGGCGCAGCAAACGGCGCGAUCCAGGGCGCCGUCGGCGCGGUCAACGGCGCGGCCGGCGCGUUGACCGGCGCCCUCAACGCGGUCGGCGGCGCCGUCAACGGCACCCUGGACCCCGACGGCGACGGGGACAUCGAGCUGACGGUCAACCCUACGCUGUCGCUGACUUUGACUCCCUUCUCCCUGGACCCCACCCUCCAGCUGGCCGCGAACCCGACCCUGUCGCCCACCAGGCAGAGCACACUGGCCGCGUCAACGCUGGCGCCCUCCUUGUCUGGCGUGCUGUCGCCCACGAAGCAGCCGUCCCUCUUCGAAGGGGCGCGUGGCGCCCGCCUCGCUCCAUCCCCUCCAUGA
Monoraphidium neglectum is the source of this 888-nucleotide messenger RNA. RefSeq lists its product as hypothetical. Bases 1 to 888 code for a protein of 295 amino acids. The transcript is spliced from 3 exons. The record is from RefSeq and is a predicted model, not a curated record. Lineage: Eukaryota; Viridiplantae; Chlorophyta; Chlorophyceae; Sphaeropleales; Selenastraceae.